This is a messenger RNA of Cuculus canorus (common cuckoo), 9699 nucleotides long. It is a transcript of the gene NSD3, whose product is annotated as nuclear receptor binding SET domain protein 3. Gene Ontology annotation, cellular component: nucleus; chromatin. NCBI's taxonomy places the organism in Eukaryota, Metazoa, Chordata, Aves, Cuculiformes, Cuculidae. The transcript is spliced from 24 exons. The record is from RefSeq and is a predicted model, not a curated record. The coding region runs from base 385 to 4689 and encodes 1434 amino acids. Gene Ontology annotation, biological process: regulation of DNA-templated transcription. Gene Ontology annotation, molecular function: histone H3K36 methyltransferase activity; protein binding.
GUGACGUCCCUUGGCAGAAGCUGUUUAUGUUGGUUUGUGGCCGCUGGAGAGAAGGGGAGGCUCUGCAGCCACGGGAUUCACCCGUUACCGCAAGCAGGGAAUUCCACUGCAGAGUGCUUGGCUGUUAGGCUGUUUCCCUAAGUCGCUUAAUUACGGUGACGAAUGUGCCCCUCGCUGACUGCACGGGGCAGUGAAGAUCAACACAAACAUGGAUGCAGCCCGAGUAUGAAAAGCACACAGCACAGAGCAGACUCCUGGUCGAGUUCUUGUUGCUGUUAUCACGUCUGUUUGUCUCGGCAGCCUCAGAGGGAAGGGCUCUCGGUGGUUUGGAAGCCAUUCGGCCCUAUGAGAAAAAGGGAAAGCUAAGGAUGCUGGAGCAGAACAAUGGAUUUCUCUUUCUCUUUCAUGCAAGGGAUCAUGGGAAACACAAUUCAGCAACCACCUCAACUCAUUGACUCCGCCAACAUCCGCCAAGAGGAUGCCUUCGAUGCCGGCAGCGACAUCGCUGAAGGUGGUGGCCAGACGCCAUACGAAGCCGCCCUGCAGCAAGGCUUCCAGUACCCCCCACCCACGCCAGAGGAGCUCCCGCCCAUCGCCAAUGGCUACCCGCCGGCCAUCAAUGUGUACGAGCCGCAAGCCAAGUACCAGGCCUACACUCAGUACCCCAACGGCUCGGCCAACGGCUUUGGGACAGGCAGGAACUUUAGUCCCUCUGAGUAUUACCAAAUGGAAAACUACAACACAAGGCCGCACGAAGUCCUGGAAAAGCCUUCCCCUCCGCAGCCGCCGCCUCCACCGCCCCCCUCAGCGUCACAGACGGUGAUUCCAAAGAAGACUGGCUCACCAGAGAUCAAACUGAAAAUAACCAAAACUAUCCAGAACGGCAGGGAAUUGUUUGAGUCCUCGCUGUGUGGGGACCUGUUAAAUGAAGUCCAAGCGAGUGAGUACACUAAGGCGAAACAUGAAGGGAGAAAGGAGAAAAGGAAAAAGAGUAGCAAGCAUGACUCUUCCCGGUCGGAAGAGCGCAAGUCGCACAAAAUUCCAAAAUUAGAACCAGAGGAACAAAAUAGACCAAACGAGAGGCUUGGCUCGCUGUCCGAGAGGCCCAGAGAGGAUGCAGCACUGGAGGACACGCCGGUCCAGCAGCUCUUGUCAUCUCUUCCCACACAAGUCAGCCACGACGUCAAGUUUCAGGUUGGCGAUCUGGUUUGGUCCAAGGUGGGAACAUACCCGUGGUGGCCGUGCAUGGUUUCGUGUGACCCACAGCUUGAUGUUCAUACCAAAAUCAAUACAAGAGGUGCCCGCGAAUACCAUGUUCAAUUUUUUAGCAACCAGCCAGAGAGGGCGUGGGUGCACGAGAAGCGGGUUCGGGAGUACAAAGGACACGAGCAGUACGAGCAGUUACUGGCUGAGGCUGCCAAGCAAGCCAGCAACCACUCUGAGAAACAGAAGAUUCGCAAACCAAGGCCGCAAAGAGAGCGUGCUCAGUGGGAUAUUGGUAUUGCUCAUGCUGAGAAAGCAUUGAAAAUGACCCGGGAAGAGAGGAUAGAGCAGUACACCUUCAUUUACAUAGACCAAGAGCCAGAGGAGGCUUUGUCAAAAGCCAAAAAGACUGCUGCAUCCAAAUCGGAGACCAAGAAGAACCGGCGGCCGAAGCCAGCGCUGAACGCCCAGCCGGAACACGCCAACGUUACAGCAUCUCCUUCAAGUGCUGAGGUGCGAAGACAGAGCCAGCGGAGGCAAUCAAGUGUGGAUGAGGAGGAGCCGCCUCCCGUGAAAAUUGCCUGGAAAACAGCUGCAGCUCGGAAAUCCCUACCAGCGUCCAUAACCAUGCACAACUUGGAUCUCCAGAAAUGUAAUAUGUCUCCAGUGGUUAAAAUUGAACAGGUUUUUGCCCUGCAGAAUGCCGCUGGGGAUGGAAAGCUCAUCGAUCAGUUUGUUUAUUCCACUAAGGGAGUAUGUAACAAACCAGAAAUAAAUGCCAAGGGGCAAGAGAAACUCAAUUCUUCGUCAAAUCAGAGGAAUGAGAAAGCAGUGGUGCAAAAUGCGUCCUCUCCUGAAACGACUCCUGGGUCAGCAGGUUCUGUAGAAAAGAAGCAACAGCGAAGAUCGAUUCGAACGCGCUCAGAGUCUGAGAAAUCCACUGAAGCUGUGCCAAAGAAGAAGAUCAAAAAGGAGCAGGUUGAGAUGGUUCCGCUGGCAGCGGUGAAGACAGGACUGCAGAAAGGUGCCAGCGAGAUUUCAGAUUCUUGUAAGCCUUUAAAGAAAAGGAGCCGUGCCUCGACCGACGUGGAGCUGGCAAGCUCGGCCUACAGGGACACGUCCGACUCGGACUCGAGAGGACUCAAUGACCUGCAGGGCAGUUUUGGAAAGCGUUCAGACAGCCCGUCUGCAACUGCUGAUGCUGAUGCUUCAGAUGUGCAGUCGGUGGACUCCAGCUUGUCCAGGAGAGGAACAGGGACGAAUAAAAAAGACACUGUUUGUCAGAUCUGCGAGAGCUCCGGCGAGACCCUGGUGUCCUGCGAGGGCGAGUGCUGCAGCGUCUUUCACAUGGAGUGUCUGGGUCUGAAACUGAUGCCCGAGGAGAAGUUCAUCUGCACCGAAUGUAAAAAUGGGGAACAUACGUGCUUUUCAUGCAAACUUCCUGGCAAAGACGUGAAGCGCUGCUCUGUCAGCACGUGUGGUAAAUUUUAUCACGAGGCCUGUGUUCGCAAGUUUGCCACCGCCCUGUUCGAGUCGCGAGGGUUUCGCUGCCCUCAGCACUGCUGCACUGCCUGCUCCAUGGAUAAGGACAUUCAUAAAGCAAGCAAAGGUCGCAUGGUGAGGUGUUUCAGAUGUCCCAUCGCCUACCACUCAGGAGACGGCUGCAUUGCUGCAGGAAGCUUGUUUCUGUCAUCCCACAUUCUCAUCUGUAGUAACCAUUCCAAAAGGAAUCACUCCUCAUCCGCUGUAAAUGUAGGCUUUUGUUUCGUUUGUGCAAGAGGGCUGGUAGUGCAGGACCAUUCUGACCCCCUGUUCAGUUCCUAUGCCUAUAAGUCCCACUACCUCCUGAACGAAUCAAACCGGGCUGAGUUGAUGAAAUUACCUAUGAUUCCUCCUCCUUCGUCAGCUUCCAAAAAGAAAUGUGAGAAAGGUGGAAAACUGCUGUGCUGCGAGUCCUGCCCAGCUUCCUUCCACCCCGAGUGUCUCAACAUAGAAAUGCCCGAAGGAUGCUGGAAUUGCAAUGACUGUAAAGCGGGCAAGAAGCUGCGUUACAAGCAGAUCGUAUGGGUCAAGCUUGGGAAUUACAGGUGGUGGCCAGCAGAGAUCUGCAAUCCCAGGUCUGUGCCUCUCAACAUACAGGGCCUCAAACAUGAUAUCGGGGACUUCCCAGUAUUUUUCUUUGGUUCACAUGACUACUAUUGGGUACACCAGGGCAGAGUUUUCCCUUAUGUUGAAGGAGAUAAAAGCUUUGCUGAGGGGCAAACUAGUAUUAACAAGACCUUCAAGAAAGCACUUGAAGAAGCGGCAAAGCGCUUCCAGGAGCUGAAAGCACAAAGAGAAAGCAAAGAGGCAUUAGAAAUUGAAAGGAAUUCAAGGAAACCUCCACCUUAUAAACACAUUAAAUCCAACAAGGUAAUUGGGAAGGUUCAGAUCCAGGUGGCCGAUCUGUCAGAGAUCCCUCGCUGUAACUGCAAGCCGUCGGAUGAGAACCCCUGUGGCCUGGAGUCGGAGUGUCUGAACAGGAUGCUGCAGUACGAGUGCCACCCCCAGGUGUGCCCGGCGGGCGAGCGCUGCCAGAACCAGUGCUUCACCAAACGCCUCUACCCGGAUGCCGAAAUCAUAAAAACUGAUCGGCGUGGAUGGGGGCUCAGGACAAAAAGGAGCAUUAAAAAGGGUGAAUUCGUGAAUGAAUACGUUGGCGAGCUGAUUGAUGAAGAGGAGUGCAGGUUGCGGAUCAAACGUGCACAUGAAAACAGCGUAACCAAUUUUUAUAUGUUGACUGUAACCAAGGACCGGAUAAUCGAUGCUGGCCCAAAGGGGAAUUAUUCUCGCUUUAUGAACCAUAGUUGUAAUCCAAACUGUGAAACGCAGAAAUGGACGGUGAACGGUGACAUUCGAGUGGGGCUGUUUGCUCUCUGUGAUAUUCCUGCAGGGAUGGAAUUAACAUUUAAUUAUAAUCUGGAUUGCCUGGGCAACGGUCGAACUGAAUGUCAUUGUGGAGCAGAAAACUGCAGUGGUUUCCUUGGAGUGCGGCCGAAGACAGCAUUUGCAACGGCAAAUGAGGAGAAGGUGAAGAACGCAAAACUAAAGCAGAAGAAACGGAAAAUAAAAACAGAGCAGAAGCAGAUGCAUGAAGACAACUGUUUCCAGUGUGGAGAUGGGGGAGAACUGGUCAUGUGUGACAAGAAGGACUGUCCCAAAGCGUACCACCUCCUAUGCCUUAACCUGACUCAACCACCUUUCGGAAAGUGGGAAUGUCCGUGGCAUCAGUGCGACGUCUGUAGCAACCCUGCGGUUUCAUUCUGUGAGUUUUGCCCUCAUUCCUUCUGUAAGGAUCACGAGAAGGGAGCCCUGGUGGCCUCAGCGCUGGACGGCCACCUCUGCUGCUCCGCACAUGACCCCAAAUCUCCUGUGGCCCCCGAGUACUGGAGCAAGAUAAAGUGCAAAUUGGAACCGCAGAGUCCUGCCGAAGAAGGAAAGGAGUGAAUUUGCUCAAACACAAACAAGGGAGGGGAGAAGAGGGGCAAACAGGCAAUGAACUUGGAGAGACUGCUAUGACACAUUCAGUCUUUGUCAUCGGAGCCGUCGCGUAUGAGCUGGGAACGGGACCAUUUAACCUUAGCAAGCAGAAGCAGGCGGCGGUGUUGGGUUUUUAUUCAGUCUUUCUUUUACCCUUGAAUGUGCUGCAGCAGCUCUUACCAUCGGAAACCAGAAACGUCUUGGCCUUCAGAGGAGAACGUAGACCUUUUGACAGUGAAAAGAAUAUUCUGUUUAAAAUCUUUGGGUGUAGAAAGCGAAGCAUAGCAACGUAUUUAUUUAUUUAAUUUUUAAAGGGUGUUGAAGAUCUGAUUUUGAUCAAUCAACAUGUUUUUAAAAAACAAAAUAGGAAAGCCAAUGUAACUUUUCUGUCUGGUUUAUGGCAGGAGUAAAGCCUCCCCACACUAACAUUGAGAUGCCGUAAAGGCAGAUGUGGGUUUCAGACCGCGUGGCCCCGAAAUGCCUCCAUUCCCUUACUUGUUUUUAAAGGCAUUUUGAGAAGGUAGGGAAUGUAUCACGUUAACUUAUGAGUAUCAUCGUAAAGCUUUUCCUAGGAGAAAUCAGGUGUGUGGCUUCCUGGGAAUGCUCGUAACACGAAACCUGGCGUUGUUUGAGGAGGGGAGAAAUCAUGGUUUCUGGCUGGAGAGCUGUAAUCGGUGUUUGCAGACAGGUGGAAAUUCAGAAGGAGCUUCAUUUGCACAGUGGUAAUUCCUUUAUCCCACUUCCUUUGGAAAACCUCUGUGGUUAGGAGAGCCGCCUGGCCGCAGUCCUGUCCUGCAGCGCGCUGGGAACUGGAGUCUUCACGCUGCCAGUGGAAGCUCUGCCACUGACAUCUGUAGGUGGAGGGCUGUGCUGUGCAUGUGUGCAUCACCUGCCCGCUCUACCCUUUUUUCAUGGCUGUUACCCUGUCGGGAUUCCUUACUGUCGCCUUCUCAGACUCCCCUUGGCUUCCAAGGAAACUGGAGCACUUACGGAAUCCAACCCCUGUUUGCUUUGAUGGAAUGUUUGGAUUUUAUUUGCUGAGAUAUUCCAACUUUAAUUUUCAUUGUUAAUGGAGGGAAGAAAAAACUCAGUGCUUUUUAGUGCACAGGGUAUUUUUCUGUCUGGGAAAUAGGCUGUGGUCAUGGGAGCCUCGUGAGGCAGCGCGCUCUGUUCCUCAGCAGAGACAGGUCCCUUCCAUGAGGCUUCUAAAGUGGUUUAGCUGGGUUCCUGCUCCAGACUUUCUUUUCCAGAUCUAUUUUCCUCCAUUCCUUGUGCAAGGAGCCCAGGGAGACCGGUUUUCCUAGGUUGCAGUUGAUCCUUGGUGAACCUCCUGCCCUCAUCCACCGUGCAUCCCCCUGCCCUGGCAGCGUUAGAGAGGACUUGAGGCUUGUACACAGCUCUUUGCUAGCUUCGGGCUGGCUUUGUGCUAAUGGGCAUUGAAAAUAAUCCUGAAUGAAUAGAAUUAAUCUCAGCUGUUGCUGGCAUCUGGCUAAAUUAAGCCUCUGAAUUAAGAAUUAAGAACCUUGUCUCUCACGAACCUGCAGGAACGUGCUGACUUCUCAGCUUGAGAAAAGCAGUAGCUGGAAAAGUCCAGUGGAGGUUCCGGGCACGUCUUUCCCCUGGCUGCUUCCUUCACUUUAUUGACAGGAGGAAAUACUUUGUGUGCAGCUGUAAAAUGCUGGAAUACACUACAGUCUGCGCAGCUCCUGUGCUGCUGAGCCGGGCUGGCGGCUCCCUCCUUGAGGCUCCGAGGCGCUGCGGUGUAGCGGGAGCCGGGGGGCAGCUUGGGGGGCUGUUGGGAUGCGCAGAGCCCUUCCUCGCAGUGCUGCUGCCGCGGGGGUCGAACACUAAACCUUGCUUGGAAGUAGCGCUGCAUUUUAGUGUUUUUUACAAAAAAAAAUUUACAAAAGGAUUUUAUUUUUCUUAAUACUUUGUGUGAUCAAAUGUCUCUUUUUAAACUCUUACUGGGGUUGGUGAACCUUUGCAGAACUUCCAGCCGCAGCUUUUGCUGCAGCGUCUGCGAGGCCCGAUGUGCUUACCUGUAAUUAUUUAUGAGGCUUGGUAACGUUGAAAUGAUUUUCUCUUGGGAACUCAAAGCACUUGGAAUAUCAGAUACGCUGUUGUGUGGGUGUACCUACGCGCUCUCUUCAUUCCGUGGCUGUGGUGACUUGCUGGCCAGAGGAAAAUAGUGUGGCAGCACCAGAAUGCCCUCACGAGCGGUUGACAAGCGUCACCACGCACGAUGCGCUGCUGUGCUGGUGUGCCAAGUGCUGUGGAACACAGGAGGUGCACAGAGGGCUUAAAAACAUGUGAAAUGCUGUGAAUUGAGGUCUGCUGCUACGCUGGUGCCACAGCACUUGGUGUCUCGGGUGACUUCUCUUUCAAACUUUCUACAGGUGCUCCUUUUUUCCACCAUAAAAAAAGAUCCGUAACAGCCAGCGGCUGGGCUUGAACCUAAAGGGAAAAUCAGAGAUGGGUUUAAGAGCUUGUACACCUUAGGCACAAAAAGUCUGGACAGGGUUUCAUGCUGUUGGAGAGGAGGCAAAUCUUUCAAAAACCUUUAACGUUCUGAGAUAUGAAAAUACCCAAUUCCGAGUGUUUUGGUACCUGGAGGGGGUUGUUCUUUAUGCCAAACAAAAAUGUUAAAAUAUAUAUUUUAAUCACAUCUUUGCAAACUAAAUAACAAUAAUGGGAUUCCUUUCUAAAGGCAAGAUUUCACCGCUGGGGAGGGGGAUUUAGUGGAGGGGGAGGCAGCUGCCGGGUGCCGUUCGUGUGCUCUUGGGCAGUUGGGUUGGAUCCUGCUGGAGCCGGGCAGAAAACCUGCUGCUGGUUUCCCUGGAGAACUCCAGGCUGCAGUUGGAGGCUGUCAGUUGUUCCUCACCCAGAAUGCAGUCACCCCUUUCCCUUUCUUUUAAGUCUCUGGGAUAGCAGCAGGGGUCCGCGGAGCCCCUGGCUCUGCCGCCUGGGCCACGUCUGCGCCGCUCUGUGAGAGGAAUGGGGUUGGGGGUUUUCCAAACAGGUGGUGCAAACAGGAGUGAUCGUAGCUUCCAGAUUAUCAUUGUGAACCUGUCCUGCCGCCCAGGCUGCUGAAGGCGUUUACAGCUCAGGAAGGAUGGCAUAAAGGCGAUUUUGUGGGCAAAUUACCUUCUCUGGUCACCACCAUGGUCUUGAGAAUCUGUUCAUGUGGAGUCGUGGGGCUGGAAUAGUUAAUUUUGGCCUUUAUUCUUAAAAAAAACUUCUUGUAUCUUAAUUUCAGGAUAGAAUGGGAAAGACACAAUUACCAGGCGUAAUUAACAGUGAGCAUAAAAUCUGUAUAUAUUGAACCUUUACAGAACUACGGGGUGGGGGGUGUCCAGCACCGGUACGAAGUCGUCACUUUAACAUGGAAACCUCUGCCUCAUUGAAUUCAGGGUUUAACGUACUUGAAGCUCUGCGGUUCCUUACACGGCUUUUUUUAUUUAUACAUGACUUGUUUUGUACCCAUUGACAAUGUCUUUGACCUCCCCAAAGGUUCCUUUCCCGCUGUACAGUGAAGCUAUGGCAAACGGGAGAGUUUCCCAAAGCAGCUGUCUCGGACCUGUGUGUGUUCCCGUGUCCUGCAUGCGAGACGGCAGCCUCGGAGCGAUGCUGUCCGUUUGCUUUCCGUUUUCCAUCGCCUUUUCCCCUCCCCUACCAUUUACCUUUGUGUAGCAGAAACAUUUGCACUCACAGUACACUCCUAGACGUUGGAUGUGUUCACAACGUUGUUCUGAGGAAAAAAAAAAAAGGAAAAAAAGGAAAAAAAAAAAAGCUGUUUGCUAUUGUAUUCGAUUCCUGAAGCUCGGGUCCGCAUUCCCCUGCGAGGGGCCGACUCCUUGCUCCGGAGGAGCCGUCGAGCUGGAACUGUGCGUGCUUUGCCUCGAAGGCUUCUGUAAUCAAUGUGAACUCCAAAAGGGAAAACGCGUGUGAAUUUGCCAAAGCCAUUGAUCCCCUCAUUCCCUCUUCCUGGUGUGGCACGAACUGCCGGGGGUGCUGCCGUUCCUUGGGCUGUCCUCUCCACCUGGAGAAGAUGCCGGUGGUCGGCCCUCUCCAGCUGUCCUCGUACCGCCGGGCUCUCCGGAGCGGUUUCACUCGCUUUGGGGAUAUCGAUGGGCUGGAUGAGGUGAAGGUUCCCCCUCAGCGGUGGAGCCGCCUCUCGUUUCUGGUGUGGCCGUUCCUUUCCCAGCGAGCUGGUGGUGCUGCCGCAGGAGCCGAGGUGACGCCGCGCUGUUCCCGCCAGCAGGAAGGGCUUCGUCCAGCGUGGGGCUGCGCGUGUACCCGGGGCUGCUGGUGGAAACCGCCGCCGCCGGUCUCUGCACGAGCGAUGUUGCACAACACGGAUACCUGCGGAUUCCAUUCCCGUGUGCUCUGUGAGGAUGCCCUUUGUAGAGUCGUUAUUUCUGUAGACUUUUAUCUGUAACAAACUUUGUAGAUUCUGUGAAAUGUUAUUUUACCGAAAUCACUCAGUCUUCACUAGCAAAGCAUCGAUAUUCACCGACGUCGAUUACUCGGGAGUUCUUAAGAGGUUGACUGGAAGCUCUUGACACUAACGAAGUAGCGUGGAAUUCCCUGGCGCUGCUCCGCAGGGGCAUUACCGUUCCAUGACUUGAUGUUGCCGCAUAGACUUUGGGAUAUACGAUAUUUUGGGGGUUUUGUUGUUCGGCCGAUGUUCUCUUGCCUCGUGUGAAGCCCGUGAAGCCGGGAUCCCUGUACAUAGCCGCGUCCCGGCACCUGCGCGUAGCGUCCCUAGAGCUGCCUGUACGAUUUUAGCUUCUCCUCAGUGUCCGUGAUGGUAGAACAUAUAAUUUUUGUACAUUAUAUUUACUGAGAUGUCGCCCCUUUUUUUAUUUUACAAAUACUUUGGAAUUCAGAUGUGGUUUUUUGCUUCCCGUGAGGAUUCAUUUGGAAAGGUUUUUAAUGACAUUCCACUGAUUUGAACGUUUGCUUGAGGUUGACUUC